AUGCCGGACAAACGGUCCUGGCACUCUGGCCACGGUCAUGGGUCACGACGGCCCGACCGACGAGAGGACCAUGGUGGAGACAGCGAGUACACCUACGAGUACCUCGAAGAUGAAGAGUCCGAACAAGAGGACGAGCCGAGGCAGGUGCGACCAGCACCUCCGGCAGCUUCCGCCGCGCCGGAACGGAAGCAGUGUAUGGAUGGGUCACACCGGCCCCCUACGCCUCCGCGGGAGGCGCGUGCGGCGGAGGUUCCACGCACGGUGCCGCGGGAGCCGCCUCCUCCUCCACCAAAGGAGAGGAAGGAAAAGAAGGAGAAAAAGAAGAAGGCGGACUCCAAGAAGGAGCACAAGUCCGAGAAGGACAAAAAGGGCCGUCGCGGUGACCCCCACGACAGGCGUAGCAGGUCAACAGGCCGCCGCCCUGCUGAGGAGCGGUCCACAAGGCGUAGCCGGUCACCGAGCCGCCGCCAUGGCCACCGGGAGCCACGGUCGCCGCCGCGAUCCCCGGUAGAACUGCGACAGGCGCCGGGACACAAUCCUUACCCGGAAGACAUGCCGUCAAUGAACACCGGUUCCUCGGGAAGUGGCAAUGCUGGUGCGUCUGGUGCACUGCCAACACCAGUAAGCCCAACCCAUGUUCAGCUCUUGGCCCGGGUGACUGGGUGUGGGUGUCAUCCCCUGGGUACUGGGUGUUCGUGCCCCACGAAGUGCCCCACCAGAAGGGUCGCCACCAGUCCCCUGGAUGGGAAAGCGAAAAAGGGCGCCACAAAGGGAAGCGGCCCGAGUCCCCGAAGGGCUCGCCGAAAGGCCCUCCAAAAGGCCCGCCUAGAGGAAAAGGCAAAAAUCCCCCCAGGAAAAGAAUCCAAAGGGAAGGGGAAGAAGGGCAAAGGCAAGGGUCACAAGAGGCGCAAAAACCGGCCUGGCCAACACCAAAGACGAAGGCAAGCCGAAGCAGCAGCACAGACCAGAGCCGAGGGAGGCCCGCGUGGACGGCGCCGCCGAUCCGACCGCGGUGGUGGUGACGAUGGUCCGCCCCCUGCUGAAGCGGAAGGUGACGGCCGUGAUGCCAGAGACAUCCCCCGCCCGAGGGAACAUGGCCCUGACGGUGGGGAUGGUGAUGAGCCCAGUGACGAUGAGGACGACGACGAAGGCGAUCAUGAGGGAAGGGCUGAGAGCGAGACCCUGACCCAUGACCCCGUCGUCGAGCCAUCAGAGCCCGAGACUCUGGAUCCAGGAGCGGCAGGUCCACACCGUCCUCCGGCUCCGGGUCCAAGAUCACGCGCAAGCACGCCGUUGUUCCCUCCGAGACCCAUCGGGAGCCCGCCAGGAAGCUCCCUGGGAUCACGAACACGGCCGCGCCCAGCUCCGCCGAUCCUACCACCAGGAUCAGGCCGACGAUCCGCCAGAACUUCCGACAGCCGCGCACCCGCGUCGGUGACGCUGCCUAGCGGGUCUAAGUGGGAUCCACGCAUGGGUCCGGCCCCGGGCAUACGGUGGAAGUCAGGAGCUCCACCAGUGCCGCCGAAGUACACGGCAGACGCGAAGGAAGUGGGAUCGUUCGACCGAUACUCCCGAAGAGUUCGGCUCUGGGCAAAACGCGCAUCCGGCUGGAUGACGGACGGAGACGCAGCGCUCCUCCUCGUCGAAAGCCUGAGCGGCGCAGCCGAGCGCGAGCUCGAGUUCACGCCCCUCGUGGAAAUCGAGAACGGUGGUGUGGAGUUUGUCCUCCAGCAAUUGGAGGCAAGCUCAAAAACGAGCACCUGGUCUACCGCAAGUUGGCGAGACCAUGCGUGCCUAUAUCCACCGGUUCGACCAGUUGCACAAAAGCAACUGAGCCACAUCGACGUGGACGUGAAGGCCACCUACAGCGGCGAAGCCCUCGGACAUCGCCUUCUGGAAAGAGCUGGUCUGUCCACCGAGCAGGCAAGGAUGGUGCUGAUCGGAUCCGGACAAAGCUUUGCGUACCCGUCCAUCUGCGACAGCCUCCUCCUGCAGUACCCGGACACCCUUCCGGUGCCGGCCAUUGGCAGUGGGCCAGGCAAAGGGAAAGGGAAGGGUGACAAGAAGGGUGCAAAGCAGGUCCACGUGGCCUCUCACGAGGAAGGCGGAGAGGAGCCGCCAGAAGCCGAAGAUGAGGACAAAGAAGUAGCAGAAAUAACAGCAGCGAUCGACGUCCUGACGGUGACGGCACAGAAGCUGAAAAAUAUCACCCAAGGACGUCGGUGGACCGACGGAAAAGGAACGUCGAAGGAUGGUGACAAGGGAUCCACCUCGACCUCAAAAGGGAAGCCCUCCUUCUCCACGAAAGGGACGGGAAAGGGCAAAAGCAAAGGAGACACAGGCAAGAACACCUCGCGGGUCAACGUCUGCGAGACGGCCCAGGACGAGGGCGAUGCCGACGACGGAUGGGAAGAGGCAAAUGACGGAGACGAUCACUACGACAACGAAGAGCAAGAGGAUGACCAGUACGAGUCGUUCUUCGUCUUCAUGACCAGCCAUGAGGACACCUCGGUGGUGAACCCCUCUCCACAGGUGUCUCAGGUCCUGGCGGUGGCCCCCCAGUCCGCGGCAGGCCUGAUGGUCAUAGACACAGCAUGUCAAAAGACCUGUGUUGGCCGCGGGACAUACCUUGCCCACUGCGACAUCCUAAGGUCUUUCGGCCUGCGGUGUCAGUGGACGCCUGAAUCAGAGAAUUUCCGAUUCGGCGCCGGAGGUCCGCAACAGUCCUCCAUGCUGGUGGCAAUACCAGCUGGGGUGGAAGGAGAAGCGAUGGUCAUUCUGGCCUCUCUCCUGGACGCCAGCAUCCCCCUCCUGGCCUCACUGCGACUGCUGAGCCAGCUGGGUGCUGUGCUAGAUCUGCCCAAACAAAGUUGCCGCCUCCACAAGAUCGGAGUGACGGUACAACUGGCCAAGACACUUGGUGGCCACUUAGCCUUACGUGUCACCCAGUUCCCCAAGGAGGGAAUGCCACGGUCCGCAGACAUGUGGCAUCACAAACGACAGCCCGGUGUCGAAGUCGUGCUCGACCCUGCAAAAAGCGCCGCCUCCGCUGCUCAAGCUCAGAAGCCCCAAACAGCACCGCAUGUGUCGGGAAUGCCGCCCGGACACGUCGCGCCCUCGCCUCCGCAAUGGCUUGUCAAUUGUGGCAUGGCGCGAGGUGACGGUGGGUCUCCUGACGUUGCUCCCCCGUUUCCUACGACUGGCCACUCAGUGCCGUCGACUCGGAGUAGAGCCAGUGACCAGCAUUCUACGCCGUGGUCUGGCCCCCGAGCUGACGCCGGAGAACUGCACACACCCGAGCAACCUGAUGCUCCGGUACGGGAAUCGGCACGGCAGGUUCACGAGGUGCGCAAUGUGCGGCGCCCGGUGGCGCUGGGACGAAGCCAUGGGCUGCUGGCUCUCCUUGUCAGCAUCCUCGCGCUCGUCACUGCCACUUCCGAGCCGGGACAAUACCUUCCCAGCUGCUACGGCGAGCAAGGCAAAGGCCAAGAACAAGGCGAAGGCCAGGGCAAAGGCGACUUCCGCGAGUUUCCCGACCCGGGAUUUCUCGCCGCCGACCCGCACACGCCAAGCUCCACAAGAGUUCGAUCUCCAGAGCGUCAUGAGCCAAGAACUUCCGGACGACCAGAGCGAAGUAUUCGACUGGAACCAGCCCAGCGACUAGGGCUGAAGAAAGGUCAACGGAAGCAGCUCGCUGCACAGGCUCGACGGGCCCAUCAGGUCCUCAGCCUGGAGUACGCCAUUCUUGGAAGCGAGUUGGCGAAAGCAGCUGACGCCCGGCGGAGAGUAACACAUAGUGCCGACUUCCUACAAAUGACGCCAUGUGAAAGGGGUGAGAACCUCACGUCUGCAGGACUACGCUCCCCACAAGAGCAAUGGGACAUCGCGACACAUCGUGGUCGCAAGCAGUGGGUCGAGUCCUUAAUGUAUCACAAACCACUUGUGGUCGCGGUCAGACUGGCCGACUCCCCCUCACAUGGAACACCGGAAGUGAUCAACUCGGUCCUCCGAACUGUUGCGCAUCAACAGCGAUGCAGCCGAUACUGGGUCAUCAUUGCUCCCAGGACACACCCGGUGUGGAGACACCCAGGCAUAAGCCGUUUGGUGACGGAAGGACAACACUUCAUCACACGAGCCUCGGAGACCAUCGUGUCGAAUCACGAGUGGCUCACUCAGGCGUCACCAGAUAGUCCCACCGGACUGUCAGAACGGGUACGGAGGAUUGCCCGUGAAAUGGAUCCAAUCCGAUUCCAUACGGAAGCCCCAGAAAGCAGGCGUACUCCUGCCUGUGGGGAGAUGGACAGGGUCUCCACGCGGCCCGUCAAUCACGAAACAUACUACCUUGAUUACGUCCAAGACCCCAAGACAUGGCAAGAGGUCAUGAAAAUGGUGGACGACGUCUUCAGGGGAAGUUCCCAGCAGCAGAUCACUCUGAGCCCGGGACACGACAUCCGGAAACAGGUGGAACUGCUCAUCCCAUGGCGGGUGGAAAGGAUCCAAAUCGCCAAAACACCAAGGGCGCGGCGAAUGCCAACUGAUAUCCCAUAUACCCACAGAGCCAACAUCCUACUAUUAUACAACGACGAUGACCUGGCCUUCGAGUCAGAAGACGUCGGGAACGUAGCGUUCCCACGGCAGCGUUUCUCCAAAGGAGUUCGAUACGCUAUCUGUGUGUAUGGGUACGCGCCGCAAGACCCAGAUGAGGAACAGCCAGUGUACGAUGGUCCGCCUGACGGCCACUCACUGGACGACCCCGAGAUUCCUCCUGAGGAGGUCCGCGGGUCCGGUAUCACAAUGCCAAACUGUAAAGCCCCCCGCGACGUUAAACGCGCGGUAGCGAGGCUUCACGUCAACUUAGGGCAUCCGUCCUCGGCCGAUCUGAUCCGAAUGAUCUCCCAGCAAGGAACGGUGAAUCCCGAGACGAUAGCAGCAGCUAAGGCCCUGAACUGCACAUCCUGCCUACGGAUGAAGAAUAACGCGCCACCGAUCACAAUGGAUCAAGACGGUGCGUUCAUGGGAGAGUUCUGGACGUACGUGGUCGACCAGGCCACGGAAGCGGACUACGUCCCUCCCGAUGCCCACCAUCGGCUGGGUAAAGCGGAACGCUGCAAUGCCGUCUAUCGCGAGAUCUUGAAUCGAGUCGUGGAUGGUAUGGCAAUUGCCACCACCGACGACAUGGAACAAGCGAUCGACGCAACAACACAUGCUAUCAACAGCAUGCCCCGGACAAGAGGAAAAGGCCCCAAGAAGAAAGGCGGCUACGUCAUUGGUAGACUCGUGACCUUUGACGGUCGCUGCGCCUGGGUUCAGCUGGGGACACAAACGGUCAAGGUGGACCGAAACCAGCUGCGACCGGCGUAUGGGUUCGAAUCUUGGGCCCCCGACGCAGAAGACAUACAAGCGCUAAAAGACGCCGAGGGAAAUCUGCUGGACGAUAACGUCCAAAGCCUGGAAGGACCACCCCCUCCGGACGACGAACCAGUCGAACCCACAGUCGUCAUCCCUCCAACGCCGUCAAUGCUGGCACUGCCAGCCCCCUCUACGCCCGCUAUGCCAUCAACCCCGGCAGCGCCGGUCUUUGCCUCCGAGCACUCGGCUCCCGAACUUCCGUGCGAUCAAGAGGACGCCAUCGAGGACUCCCACACCUCGUGGCAGGUCUGCUACGUCGGUGACCAAAAGGCCUUGGUCAAUACCGAGAAGCUGACUCGGAAGGACGCGCGUCUUAAAGAGCAGAGCCUGCUAUCGGGGCAAAGCGCAGGGACAGGGAGAGCUGAGAGCCAAGUGCCGCGUGGUGGUGUUAGGCCACAGAGAGAUCCCGACCUGACCACCAUCUCACGCGAUGCGCCAACUCCCAGCAGACUGACCGAGCACCUUCUCCUGGUCAUCUACAUCAGCGGUAGGAACCGCGCGUUCCUUGGCGACAAAAGAGUGUGGCGAUUAUGGUGUGCAGACGCCACUACCGCAUUCCUGCAAGGGACACAGCAGGACGGAGAGAGACCCAACAGGCUCUUCAUGCAGAGUCCGCGGGAUCCCAUUCUGCUACAGGCAGGUGCCUUCCCAGCCACAAUGUACGAGAUACACGGAAACGUGUACGGGUUGGCAAACGCCCCCCGAUUGUGGAGUCUGGAAGUAGGCAAGCGCCUCCUGUCCGCGGGAUUCAGGCCACACGCCUUAGAUCGCAUGUGCUUCUUGCACUACGACAAAGAAGGUCGUCUCGACUGUAUCAGUUUGGUGUACGUCGAUGACUUCCUCGUCACCUAUGCGGACAAUUUUGAUCUGACCAUCACUAACGCACUGUUCAAAUGGGGCAGCACAUCAGACGACACGGAUGUGAUCACCUUUAAGGGAAAGCAGCUCCGAACAACCAAGCGGGAUGGUAAGUUCGUCCUCCUGGUUACCCAGACCGAAUACAUCCGGUCACUGGCGCCAGGGAAGGUCACACGACAGAGAGCACGGGGUGACGAACAACUAACUGAGGCAGAGCUGCAGGAAUUUCGCAGUUGCUGCGGGGCCCUACAAUGGGUCGUGGGACAAACACGUCCAGACGGGUGCGCCACUGUCAGCCUGGCGAACCACGGAAACGAAAGCACCCUCAGCGACCUAAAGACAUUGUACGGUCUCAUGGAACACUUCCAAAGGACAAGCCAGGACGGCUUGGUCUUUAAGGGCAUCCCAAUCACCAAGGAGACAGUCUUGGUGACGUACGGGGACUGCUCGUGGGCAAAUGCCCAGGACUACAAGUCCCAAGAAGGACUCCUGGUGUGUCUGACGACGCCCGGAGCACUCCAAGGCCCGACAGAUGCGGUCAUGAUCGACUGGAAGUCGACACGGACGCCGCGGGUCGUGAGAAGCACGAUGGCUGGUGAAGCUUACGCCGCCGACGAUGCUAUCGAUCGUGGAGUCUACGUCAACCAGUGCCUUUGUGAGUUGAUUUUCGGUGCAAACGCGUCACCACUAUCCAACCCACAAUACCUCAGGCACCUCCACGCCACGGACUGCAAGUCCCUGUUCGACGCAAUCAUCGCGUCCAACUUCCAGACAGAAGAGAAGAGAGUUGGACUCACGGUUCGGUCUAUCCAAGAGACCAUCGGACCAAACGACAUGCGAUGGGUUCCGACCGGCGCCAUGCAUGCGGACGGUCUUACCAAAAUAGCAGAUUGGCUACGAGCCCAGUUCCUGGACUGGAUCAGGAACCCAACGGUCCAACUCCGAUCAGAGGUGUAA
Messenger RNA from Cladocopium goreaui, 7224 nucleotides. NCBI's taxonomy places the organism in Eukaryota, Dinophyceae, Suessiales, Symbiodiniaceae. The record is from the annotation of a GenBank genome assembly.